Messenger RNA from Penicillium bovifimosum, 1635 nucleotides. RefSeq names its product Gfo/Idh/MocA family protein. The transcript has a single exon. NCBI's taxonomy places the organism in Eukaryota, Fungi, Ascomycota, Eurotiomycetes, Eurotiales, Aspergillaceae. Bases 1 to 1635 code for a protein of 544 amino acids. Gene Ontology annotation, molecular function: nucleotide binding. The record is from RefSeq and is a predicted model, not a curated record.
AUGAAGGAACCAAUCCCAUCCGAUACCACCACCAUCACCGGCUCCAGUUCGACUCAGCAAAUGCGCUUCCUGGUGAUAGGCGCCGGCUCCCGAGGAAACGCCUACGCCCGCGGCGUCUCAGCCACAACAUCAGGCAUAGUCCACGCCAUCGCCGAGCCACACGCCUUCAAACGGCGCGACUUCGGACAGAAGUACAUCUGGGGCUCCUCAGGAAGCCCAGCCGAGGGCCAAGAAUUCACCGACUGGCGCGAAUGGGUCAAAUGGGAACUCUCACGUCGCAAGCUCGUCCAGAACCCCGACCCAAACUCAACCCAAACUCGAAUCCCACCAGGUGUCAACGGCGUCUUCAUCUGCACACUCGACGAAACCCACGUCGAAAUCCUACAAGCCCUCGCCCCACUACAUCUUCACAUCCUCUGCGAAAAACCCCUAGCCCUCUCCCUAAACGACUGCCUAACAGUCUACCGCACCCUCCAGCCACCCUCCCCGGACUCCACCCCGCAACCACCCAAGAACAUCUUCUCAAUCGGCCACGUCCUCCGCUACAGUCCACACAACAUCCUCCUCCGCAAACUCCUCCUAACCAACCGCGUGAUAGGCGACGUCGUCUCCCUAGAACACUGCGAGCCAGUAGGCUGGUGGCACUUCUCGCACAGUUACGUGCGCGGCAACUGGCGGCGUCAAACAGCCGCCGGCGACGGCUCCCUACUCACAAAAUCCUGCCACGAUAUCGACUUCAUCCUCUGGCUGCUGUGCUCGCCGACAGACGCAGAGACAGCAGCACGCACAGGCCAAACGCCGCAUUUCCCGCGCAGUAUCUCGUCGGCGGGAUCGCUGACGCAGUUCCGACGCAGUCGGAAACCGGCUGCUGCUGGGAAUGCGACGAAUUGUGUAUCUUGUCCGGCUGAGAGGGACUGUGCUUAUAGUGCGGUGAGGAUUUACAAUGAGCGGCAUCUGGCGAAGGGACAUACCGGGUGGCCGGUUGAUAUUGUGUGUCCGGAUAUUGAGGAUGUGGUCCGCGUUCAGGGAAGAGAUGCUGCGGAGAGAGUGCUGAUGGAUCGGCUAAGUGAAGACUAUGAUGAGACGGUUCAGGAUAAGACUGUGGCUGAGAGGCCGUGGUAUGGGCGGUGCGUGUGGGAGGCUGAUAAUGAGGUUUGUGAUGAUCAGGUUGUGACGAUUAGUUGGGAUGAGGAGGGGCCGCAUCGGAUGGCGAAGACGGCGAGCUUUCAUAUGAUUGCGCCGACGGAGAAACAGUGUGAGCGCCGGGGCAGGGUUUAUGGAACUACGGGGGAGAUUGAGUAUGAUAGUAGUAGGAUCUCAGUUUAUGAUUUUGCUACUGGGGAGACUACGGUCUUUGAUGUGCCGAAGCCGCCGCCGGAACAUCAGGAGUCCCAUGGUGGUGGGGACUUUGGGCUUGCGAGGCAGUUUGUUAGUGCUGUUGAGGCAGUUGAGAGUGGGAAGUUGGAUGUUGAGACGGCGCAGGCGAGGUUUGUGGGGUGUUCGCUUGAGGAGGCGGUGCGCAGUCAUGCUGUUGUGUUUGCGGCUGAGGAGGCCAGGAGGGAGGAGAAGGUUGUUAAAUGGGGGAGUUGGUGGGAUGAGAAGUUGAGGGCGUCUGCUGCUGCGUGGAAGGCGUAA